AUGGAACAGCGACUAACAACUCCAUACACGACUUCCACUUCCGAAGGGACAACGACCUCGUAUGGAACGACCACGACAACACCAUACACGUCUACGUCAACAUCCGAAGGGACAACGACGACACCAUUCGAGACCACUAUUUACGUCACGCCAACAACUGCAACAACACCUUACACCACUAGUUCGGAUGUGAGGUUGAAGAAUGGUAUGGACGAACCCCAGUACAUUCCCGACGAUAAGAUUGUCGACGUAGAUGAUGAGACACCUGAUGAUGUCGGAAAACUUAGACCCAACAGCAACAGGCCAUUUGUAGCGGACAAAAAUAAACUCAUCAUUAAGUUCUGGUUUAUGCCGGCUGUUCCAGUGGAGUCUGUGCGCCUUCCGACAGCUGACAACGUGGACUAUUUCACUGUUUCCUAUCUUCGUCCUCGCCAAGGCACUCCGGAAGUCGUUGUAGCAAGUGAGGUUGAACCGUCAAAGACAGUAAGGUUCCCUGGACAACCAGAUGCUGUAGAUGUCAUAAUCACGUUCUAUAGAGCAAAUCCAAACCAGCCGAUGAAAAUACGUGUUUCAAUCAAGGCAUGCUUCAAACAAGUGACGACAACGACCACACCAUACACUACACCAAUGACACAAACAACACCAUACAUCUCUACUACGACUUCGUAUGGUACAACGUCAACUACUCCAUACACGACUUCAACUUCAUCAUCUGAAGGUACAACGACUUCGUAUGGAACAGCGACUACAACUCCAUACACGACUUCCACUUCCGAAGGGACAACGACCUCGUAUGGAACGACCACGACAACACCAUACACGUCUACGUCAACAUCCGAAGGGACAACGACCUCGUAUGGAACGACCACGACAACACCAUACACGUCUACGUCAACAUCCGAAGGGACAACGACGACACCAUUCGAGACCACUAUUUACGUAACGCCAACAACUGCAACAACACCUUACACCACUAGUUCGGAUGUGAGGUUGAAGAUGGUAUGGACGAAACCCCAGUACAUUCCCGACGAUAAGAUUGUCGACGUAGAUGAUGAGACACCUGAUGAUGUCGGAAAACUUAGACCCAACAGCAACAGGCCAUUUGUAGCGGACAAAAAUAAACUCAUCAUUAAGUUCUGGUUCAUGCCGGCUGUUCCAGUGGAGUCUGUGCGCCUUCCGACAGCUGACAACGUGGACUAUUUCACUGUUUCCUAUCUUCGUCCUCGCCAAGGCACUCCGGAAGUCGUUGUAGCAAGUGAGGUUGAACCGUCAAAGACAGUAAGGUUCCCUGGACAACCAGAUGCUGUAGAUGUCAUAAUCACGUUCUAUAGAGCAAAUCCAAACCAGCCGAUGAAAAUACGUGUUUCAAUCAAGGCAUGCUUCAAACAAGUGACGACAACGACCACACCAUACACUACACCAAUGACACAAACAACACCAUACAUCUCUACUACGACUUCGUAUGGAACAACGUCAACUACUCCAUACACGACUUCAACUUCAUCAUCUGAAGGGACAACGACUUCGUAUGGAACAGCGACUACAACUCCAUACACGACUUCCUACUUCCGAAGGGACAACGACCUCGUAUGGAACGACCACGACAACACCAUACACGUCUACGUCAACAGCCGAAGGGACAACGACCUCGUAUGGAACGACCACGACAACACCAUACACGUCUACGUCAACAUCCGAAGGGACAACGACGACACCAUUCGAGACCACUAUUUACGUCACGCCAACAACUGCAACAACACCUUACACCACUAG
Molecule: messenger RNA, 1773 nt
Organism: Mya arenaria
Lineage: Eukaryota; Metazoa; Mollusca; Bivalvia; Myida; Myidae
Exons: 5
Coding region: 1-1773 (590 amino acids)
Source: RefSeq, a predicted model, not a curated record